AUGAUAGGCGAAAUGAUCACAGUUCGGGUAACUGAGGUUUGCAAUCUAGGAAUGAUACCGAUGAGUCGUCUAACAGUGGUUAAGCGUAUUUUGUUUGAUCCAAGUAGUUCAGCCAAUAUUAUCCGGUGGAAAGUGGUCGAACAACUGGGGCUGUUGGAUCAAAUUGUGCCGGCAGCCCGGGUUCUCAACGGGUUCAACAUGGUGUGUGAAACUAUGAAGGGGGAAAUCACUUUGGCGGUGAAUACCAUCCGGACUGUUCGGAAAACGAAGUUUUACGUCAUUGAGGGAGAAAUGAGAUACAAUGCGUUGCUUGGCAGAUCGUGGGUGCAUGAAAUGAGGGAAGUACCCUCGAUGUUACACCAAAUGUUGAAGUUUCCAACCUCGGAGAGGGUAAAAACGGUUCAUGGGGAGCAGCCGGUGGUAAGAGAGAUGUUUGUAGUAGAAGAAGCAGCUCCAACACAGAAGGAACUACCAUUAAAGGUUGUGGAAGAGCUAGUCAAAGGCAAAGAUGCUAAAUAG
Messenger RNA from Lycium barbarum (goji berry), 519 nucleotides. RefSeq lists its product as uncharacterized. Lineage: Eukaryota; Viridiplantae; Streptophyta; Magnoliopsida; Solanales; Solanaceae. Bases 1 to 519 code for a protein of 172 amino acids. The transcript has 2 exons. The record is from RefSeq and is a predicted model, not a curated record.